UAGCAGAGCAGCAGGGAAGCGACUGGACAUCAGCAGGCCAAGCUGAAACCAGGCGGCUGCGGGAAUGGGGAAGCCUGUGCUGCACUACUUCAAUGGCCGGGGCAGGAUGGAGUCCACCCGCUGGCUCCUGGCGGCCGCUGGCGUGGAGUUUGAAGAGAAGUUCAUAGCAUCUCCGGAAGACUUGGAUAAGUUGAGAAACGAGGGAAGUUUGAUGUUCCAGCAGGUGCCGAUGGUGGAGAUGGACGGCAUGAAGCUGGUGCAGACACGAGCCAUCCUCAACUACAUCGCCACCAAGUACAACCUCUACGGGAAAGACGCCAAGGAGCGAGCCCUGAUUGAUAUGUACACAGAAGGUGUGGCAGACUUGGGGGAAAUGAUCAUGACUCUAAUACUCACUCCUCCAGACCAAAGAGAAGCCAAGAUUGCACUGAUCAAAGACAGAGCAAAGAACCGCUACCUGGUGGCCUUUGAGAAGGUGUUGAAGAGCCAUGGGCAGGACUACCUCGUGGGCAACAGGCUGAGCAGGGCCGACAUCCACGUGGUGGAACUUCUCUACUACGUGGAGGAGCUGGACCCCAGCCUUCUGACCGGCUUCCCCCUGCUGCAGGCCUUGAAGACCAGGAUCAGCAACCUCCCCAACGUGAAGAAGUUCCUGCAGCCUGGCAGCCAGAGGAAGCCUCCUCUUGAUGAGAAAGUUCUAGAAGAAGCAAGGAAGAUUUUCAGGUUUUAACACAGCUGGCGUUGACCAAGCUGCUACAGAUGAAACUUGUGAAGUUUGCGGUGCCGGCGUGUCCCAUGUUUAUGUCCACUCAGUCUCCUGUGAGAUUAAAAGAGUCUGACAAAU
Molecule: messenger RNA, 844 nt
Organism: Perognathus longimembris pacificus (Pacific pocket mouse)
Lineage: Eukaryota; Metazoa; Chordata; Mammalia; Rodentia; Heteromyidae
Product: glutathione S-transferase A1-like
Exons: 8
Coding region: 65-730 (221 amino acids)
Biological process (GO): glutathione metabolic process; xenobiotic metabolic process
Cellular component (GO): extracellular exosome; cytosol
Molecular function (GO): glutathione transferase activity
Source: RefSeq, a predicted model, not a curated record